Zingiber officinale is the source of this 465-nucleotide messenger RNA. RefSeq lists its product as uncharacterized. The record is from RefSeq and is a predicted model, not a curated record. The transcript is spliced from 3 exons. Lineage: Eukaryota; Viridiplantae; Streptophyta; Magnoliopsida; Zingiberales; Zingiberaceae. The coding region runs from base 1 to 465 and encodes 154 amino acids.
AUGUCGAAAUUCGUAAAAUUCUUAAAGGGAAUUCUAUCUAAUAGGAGGCAAAAAGGCGACUUCGAGACUGUUGCACUAACAGAGAAUUGCAGCGCCCUCCUUAUGGUGAAUUCUCCAUCGAAGCUCCAGGAUCCAGGAAGCUUCUCCAUACCGUGCAGAAUUGGUCCUGAACUCAUACCGAGAGCUUUCUACGACUUGGGGGCCAGCGUCAGCCUACUUCCAUACCCGAUGGGAAUAGUGGAAGAUGUGCCAGUUGAAGUGGGUGGGUGUAUAGUUCUCACAGAUUUCAUUAUUUUGGAUAUGGAAGAAGAUCCUAAGAUACCGAUUAUCCUUAGAAGACCAUUCCUUGCCACAGCUGGAGCCAUCAUAGACGAUGUGUAUAGCCUCCACGAACUGGCCAUGAGCGCUUUUCAUGGGCGUGGAGGCGAUGGAGGAGCCGAAAUGAUGAAGAACGAAUCACUUUGA